AUGGCCUCAAAAGACGGCAAGCGCGCGCCUCCUACGGCCGCGACCAACCUGAUUGCUGGUGGUGGUGCUGGUAUGAUGGAGGCUCUGGUUUGCCAUCCUCUUGACACCAUCAAGGUGCGCAUGCAGCUGUCCAAGCGCGGCAGGCAACCGGGUGAGGCCAGGCGCGGCUUCAUUCGCACUGGUGUCGACAUUGUGAAGAAGGAGGGUCCUCUCGCCCUUUACAAGGGUCUGGGUGCUGUCGUUACUGGCAUCAUCCCCAAGAUGGCCAUCCGUUUCACCUCAUUCGAGUGGUACAAGCAACUGCUCCGCAACAAGGAGACCGGCGUUAUCUCCGGCCAGGGUCUUUUCUUCGCCGGUCUGUCUGCUGGUGUGACUGAGGCCGUCCUCGUCGUCACCCCUAUGGAGGUCGUCAAGAUCCGUCUACAGGCGCAGAACCACAGCAUGGCGGACCCGCUCGACGUUCCUAAGUACCGCAACGCCGCCCAUGCCCUCUACACCGUCGUUCGCGAGGAGGGCAUCGGCGCCCUGUACCGCGGUGUCUCCCUGACCGCCCUGCGCCAGGGCAGCAACCAGGCCGUCAACUUCACGGCCUACACCUACUUCAAGCAGUGGCUGUACCAGUGGCAGCCCCAGUACGAGGGCGGCAACCUGCCCAGUUACCAGACCACCUUCAUCGGUCUCGUCUCCGGUGCCAUGGGCCCGCUCAGCAACGCCCCGAUCGACACCAUCAAGACCCGUCUGCAGAAGAUGCCCGCUGAGCCGGGCACCACUGCCCUGCAACGCAUCUCCCGGAUCGCGGGAGACAUGUUCAGGCAAGAGGGUGUCCACGCCUUCUACAAGGGCAUCACCCCCCGUAUCAUGCGUGUCGCCCCUGGCCAAGCCGUCACUUUCACUGUCUACGAGUUCUUGAGGGAGAGGCUUGAGAGGAGCGGUCCAGCCAUGUUUUCCGCGGGAAGAAACCGCGAAAAGGAGUUCGACAGCAUGAAGGCCAAAGCUGCUUAA
This is a messenger RNA of Thermochaetoides thermophila DSM 1495, 1002 nucleotides long. RefSeq names its product putative mitochondrial succinate-fumarate transporter protein. Gene Ontology annotation, biological process: transmembrane transport; fumarate transport; succinate transport. NCBI's taxonomy places the organism in Eukaryota, Fungi, Ascomycota, Sordariomycetes, Sordariales, Chaetomiaceae. The coding region runs from base 1 to 1002 and encodes 333 amino acids. The transcript has 5 exons. The record is from RefSeq and is a predicted model, not a curated record.